UGCUAGUACCAACUUGCCAAAGACGCAAAAUACAUCGGUUCAGACCAAGAUAUCUAAUAUUUACAUUACACUUGCAAAAGAAAGGAUGACCUCCAAGAGACCAAAGAGCACUGGAGACGGCGUGGGCAUUAAGGGGAACGCUAAAGACAAAAAGAACGAUGUUGAUUCUCCUGCAGGCUCAGUCGACAUCUUCCCCAUGGUGCUGACCUCCGCCACCCAGGAGAUGUUUGGCUGCCGAGCUGACGAGGACGUGACCGGGGAUGCCCCCUACAAGCUGCUGAGGAAGGCCGACGUUCUGCAGGACAUGAGGACCAGGGCGGCAGUGUCUGAUUUCAGCCCCGUCAAGCAGCUAGUGAUGGACUAUCCAGAGGAGGAGAUCCUGCUUGUCUAUGACAUUGACUUCACCCACGGACAGAGUUUCUACCUGGUCUUGACAGUGGAGACCAAGGACAUGAUGUUAAGGCUCCCCGCGUCUGAAGAGGAAGUGGCUGCGGACGCCACGUCGUCCGAGGUGUUCGUGCAGGAGAAGACCCCCGAGCCGCAGGCCUGGGUCUCUCUGGGGAGCGAGCAGGAGAUCCAGGAGGAGUCUGUCACCGACUCCAGACCUAGGUUGAAAUAUAAGAUUUCGAGGGCGCGGAGGGAAUUCGGGGCGCCCGUCUGCUUCUCUAGUCGUAACGCGGCGGACGCCAAGGACGGCCACAUGGAGUGUUCCUCCUACCAGGACCGGAGCUUCAGCCUGCGGCAGAUGGAGAGACAGAGCGGCGUGCAGGCCAUCCCUGCCCUCCACUGCUCCAGCACGCAAACCAUAUGGAGAUAUCCAAAGAAUAUGUGCACCCAGUAUGAACCGAGAGAGUUCAGCGAGGAGGAGAAGGAGAACUGCCUCCAGUCGGAGACUCUGAAGAAUUUCGUCAACUCGGUCGCCUGGAGGUUCGAGACAGCCCUCCAGCAGAACGAGAUCAUGGACGUGUUCGUCGACGACUGGAAGGCCCUGAAGGAGGACGACGGCGGCUACGGCGGCAAGGCCGACACCCACCUGAAGGAGUACCAGUCCUUUACAGACCUGCACUACAGCAAAGAGAAGACCAUCAGCAACAUCAACUGGCAUCCUACCAUCAACGGGGUGAUCGCCGUGUCUGUGAUAGAGAGACUGUCCUUCGAAGACAGGAUCAAUGCCUCCACUAAGCUGCUGCUAAACCCCUCUCUCAUUCUGUUCUGGAGCUUCUCUGAUCCCAUCAAUCCUCAGUUGCUCCUGGAGUGCCCGGACGACGUCUUCUCCUUUGAGUUCUGCCCCUCCGAUCCAAAUAUUAUCGUUGGCGGCUGCAUGAACGGCCAGGUGGUGCUCUGGGACAUAUCCGCCCACGUCGAGCGACUACAGGGGACUCGCUCCAGCGGUGGGAAGAACACGGCCGCCAACGCCAACGCCUUUGCCUUUGAAGACAAGCGAGUGGAGGAGACUCCCGUGGUGCGCUACUGUGCCGUCUCGGCCAUCGAGAGCGGCCACAAAGCGCCAAUUACAGACGUCCAAUGGCUGCCGGAAACCUUUGAGGUCACCAGGCUUGGGGUUCCGGUGGAGAACAAGAGUCAGAUUUGUGUUCAGGUCAUCACCUGUGCCCCUGACUGCUGUGUGAUGUUCUGGGACAUCCGGACCCCGAGGAUGGCCGCCCAGCCCAUGACAGACAGGCGGCACAAGGCGGAGGAGAAACCUCUGGAGAACCCCCACGGCGUUCCCAACACCUUCAAACAUCUGGACCUGACCUGGAAGCCGCUCGUCAGGGUCGCCCUGCCAAAGAUUGAUACCAGCGGGGAGUACAGCCCUUUGAAAUUCAGCCUGCAAGACAACACCUGCGACAGCCAUACUGGUAGCAACGCAGACAGGGCCCGCGUGCAGACCGAGAGGUCCGAGGCGAACCCCGAGUACGCCCUGCUCCGAGUGCCGUCCGCCAAACACGUCAAACCCCUGGAGGACGUGGUCUCCAAGUUCUACGUGGGAACCGAGGACGGUGAGCUCAUCUACACAGAUUGGAAACUGGAGAAGGACCACGACUCGGGAAGGCUGUUCAGUUCCAAGCCUUCUCAUCGGUUUGUCAUCCACGAUGGCCUGGUGACCACUGUGCGCCGGUCGCCCUUCUUCAAAGACAUCAUCCUCACCGUGGGGGGCUGGACCUUUGCCAUCUGGAAGGAGGGUGUAAUGAACGGUCCCAUCAUCCAGUCGGCGUGCUCCCAGAAGAAGUGCACCGUGGGAUACUGGUCCCAGUCCCGGCCCGCCGUGUUCUUCAUCGGGAAGGAGGACGGCAACAUCGACGUGUGGGACCUUCUGGAGAAGACCCACGAGCCCUCCCAGACCCAGAACAUCACCACGGCCCAGAUCACCUGCAUCAAACCCUGGAUCGUCUCCUCCAAGCAGCACCUCCUGGCCGUGUCGGACCACCUCGGGACCCUCCACAUCCUGGAGGUCCCAUGGACUCUCCGCACCCCCUCCAGCAACGAGAAGCUGAGCACGAGGAAGUACUUCGAGAAGGAGGUGGAUCGGCUGGUGUACUUUGAGACGAGGAUGGAAACGAGAUCCAAGGAGAAGAAAGACAUGGAGGCCGAGGAGAUGAGGAAGAGGAUGGAGCCUAUCAUGCCGGAGAAAGCAGAGGAUCAGAUCCUGGAGGAGGCCUUGAAGGACUACAAGGACUACUUAGCCCUGGAGAAGGUCAUUCUGAAGGACAUGGGUCUGUUGGUAGACACUGAUGACUCAUCGGACAUCUGAGAUGCUGUAAGCCCAGCCAAGCCCAGCCUGCCCUGACACCAGACACACACUGGUACCUGAUAUCCCCCCCCCCCCCCUCCCCUUCCCCAAAACACCAGGAUUUAAUACCCUUGCUGCAACACACACCACUGUCCAAGCCUGCUGUUUCAAUAGUGCUAAAGUGUGUGCCCAUUUGAGAGUUU
This is a messenger RNA of Hypomesus transpacificus, 2934 nucleotides long. It is a transcript of the gene dnai3, whose product is annotated as dynein axonemal intermediate chain 3. Bases 86 to 2752 code for a protein of 888 amino acids. NCBI's taxonomy places the organism in Eukaryota, Metazoa, Chordata, Actinopteri, Osmeriformes, Osmeridae. Gene Ontology annotation, molecular function: dynein heavy chain binding; dynein light chain binding. Gene Ontology annotation, biological process: inner dynein arm assembly; cilium movement involved in cell motility. The record is from RefSeq and is a predicted model, not a curated record. The transcript is spliced from 23 exons. Gene Ontology annotation, cellular component: inner dynein arm.